AUGUCAAAAUAAUUAAGACGACUUGACAGCGAGAGCGAUCUUGAAGAACCAGAAUCACAGGUCUAUUAAGAAAGUAAAACCCACAUUAAUCCAUUUAGUGAAGCAAUUGCAAACCACGAAAGGUAUCUCCCAAAUGAUCACUGAGAUCAUCCAUGAAGAAGAGCUUGAUGAAGUGGAAGACAAACACAAAUACAUGAAGAAUUUGGUUGGUCGCAAACUCAGUCAAUUAGACAGUCCAACUGAAUCUGUCAAAUCUGCACAUUCAUCCAAACCAUUCUAAAGUCCCAGAAAGACUCUUAAAAGAGACACCGUAUUUUUCGAAAAGUCUGACUUCGACAUUCUCAGCAUCCGAGAAUACGAUUAUAUCGAAGUAUCUCCUCCUCAUUGAAAACUAGAUUAAAAAGUGCGAAAAAUGUGCCAUUCAUGAGCAAAGUGAAAAUGAAGGACGAGCCUCUGCGAAGAAGAUUGUCUCCCUACUCAAAAAACGAUAAGAUUACAACCCCGAUCUCCAAAGUGAUUGGAAUGGAUUGGAAGAAGUUACCACCUAUUCAGCUGAUACUCAAGAACCCAUUGUUGAUUACAGAUGCCACAUUGAACUACUGCCUCAAAUGGAAAAAGUGGAAAUCCAUGUCUCCGAUGGAGUCUAUGCAGUGCAAUAAGAUGGACAUUGGCUUACCAAGAUGCACUCCAUCAAGGAGUUCAUUAAGGAUCUCCUAACCUUUGUUGAAAUAGCCAAUGACAAGAUGAUUUCCAGUUGGUGCUAUUCACGCAACAAGUAUUUGGAGUAGAAGUUCAAAAUGCAUUGUCUGUUUAAUAGUGACAGAGAAAGUGAGGAUCAAAAGCGAAUAAAGAAUAGGGACUUUUAUAGUGUGCUAAAAAUAGACACUCACGUUCAUCAUAGUCAAAGUAUGAAUGGCAAGUAAUUACUUGAAUUUAUGAAGAAGAAAUUCAGACAAUGUCCUGAAGAAGUUGUCUAUUUGGAUGAUGGUAAAGAAAUGACAUUGAAAGACAUUCAAAAGCGAUUCAAAUUCAAAACAGAAGAAUUAAAUAUCGAUCUCUUGGAUGUUUAAGCAGAUAAAUCACUCUAUAAGAGAUUCGACAGAUUCACUAGCAAGUACAGUCCUCUUGGAUAGCCACUUUUAAGAAGCAUCUUUUUGAAGACUGAUAAUUAUAUCAAAGGAAAAUACAUUGCUGAAAUUACUUAGGAUAUGAUUAAAAAUAUGGACAGACACACUUAUGCUGAAUGGAGAAUCACCAUUUAUGGGAAAUCUAGUAGUGAAUGGAGAAAGAAGGCUCAAUGGCUAAUUAAAAAUAAAUUACAACAUCCAAAUAUUAGGUGGAUCAUCUAAUUGCCUAGACUCUAUUCAGUGUAUAGAAAAAGCGGAGAACUCAACUCAUUUCAAGAUAUGAUUGAUAAUAUUUUUAGACCAUUGUUUGAAGUCACUAUCAAUCCUGAAGUCGAUCCAGACUUGUAUCAAGCACUCUUUAGCAUAUCUGCUUUUGAUUGUGUUGAUGAUGAGAAUUAGCAUGAGAACUUCUUUCUAUAACACCUAAGGAUCCAACCUAUUCAUUGGACUAAAGACUCCAAUCCACAUUAUGCUUAUUGGAUCUAUUAUAUCUAUGCCAAUCUAUCCAGUUUGAAUCAGUUGAGACAACAAAGAGGGUUGAAUACACUUGAUUUAAGACCGCAUUGUGGUCUCAAUGGAAAUAUUGAUCACUUGGCUUGUGCAUAUUUACUGGCUAAAGGAAUCAAUCAUGGCAUUAUUUUAGAAUAAUCACCUGUUCUAAAGUACUUGUAUUACCUCAAAUAAAUUGGUAUUUCCAUGUCUCCAAUCGCCAAUAACAAAUUGACAUGUAAAUAUGCUGAUUCACCUUUUAACAGCUAUUUCAGACAAGGACUCAAUGUUUGUUUGUCCACUGACGAUCCCCUUAUGUUACACAUAACUGAUUAACCUCUUCUUGAAGAAUAUGCAAUUGCUCAACAGAUCUUUGAUUUAUACAAUGUAGACAUGGCCGAAUUGGCACGUAACUCUGUUCGAUGCUCUAGUUUCGAAUCUAUCAUCAAAGAAUUUUAUGUUGGAACUCAUUAUGAGAAAAUGUACAAAACUACAAGUAAUCUAUCAUCCUUAUCCCCUAGACAACCCAGAAAGAAACAAUGUACCCUAAAGCAGAUUCCUAUUUAGGUAAGAAACACUUAAAGAGGAAUAUCAAUACUUGCAAGAACUCAGCAAGUCUUAAUGA
This is a messenger RNA of Paramecium octaurelia, 2241 nucleotides long. NCBI's taxonomy places the organism in Eukaryota, Ciliophora, Oligohymenophorea, Peniculida, Parameciidae. The record is from the annotation of a GenBank genome assembly.